UUGAAUCAAAGGAAGCUCAAAGUUUUCUUAUAGUUUUCCUGGAAAGUUUACCCAAAGGUCUGGACAGUUCGUUCUAUUAAAAUUGCAGGUUGGAAAUCCAUCAUGCCGACGCCAGAUGGGGCGCCAAAGCCUUCUGAUACACCUAACAAAGAAAUGGAAGGCUUGGAAACAUGGCGAGAAGUGCCGCCGACGCACUACAUACUAAAAAUCGAGUCCUUCACUUCCCUUGUUGGAAUCCUUAGGAAAACUGGUCUUGACCAUUAUGAAUCAAAUGUGUUCAAGGCUAGUGGCCGAUCUUGGAUGUUGUUACUGUACCCUUGGGAAGACAAGAAAAGAAAUGGGAGUCAUUGUAUGUCUCUCUACUUGAAAUUAGUGGACUACAUUAAAGGCAAGAUUUAUAAAGCUCUUGUAAUCUUUUUUGUAUAUGACCAACUUAAGGGUAAGUACUGGAGCUUUCAAGACACGACGGUGAGGACCUUUCAUGACAUGGACGAAAGUGGAGUUUCCCAACUAGUGUCUCCCGAAUGUUUCGAAAAUGCUUCGAAUGGAUUCUUGGUUAAUGAUAGUUGUGUGUUUGGAGUGGAGGUUUUUGCUAUACAAAGUGGGAAUAAAGUGGAACGUUUUCGCACCCUACGCAAACAAAGUGAAAAGGUCUACAUUUGGAACGUGGAAAAGUUUUCUGAGUUGAAGGCAACAGGCCAUUUUUCAGAACCCUUCUCUGUUGGGGUUUUCAAAUGGAGAUUACACCUUUAUCCCAGGGGUAUCCCCAAGGCAAGGGGCAAGUAUCUGUCUAUUUACCUAUGUCUACACGCUGAGUCCGAACCUGAUCCCGGUUCUGGACAGAAAAACCAAGAUGACUCCAAAGGUGCUUCUGGUUCUGGAAAGAAAAAGCAGUAUAAUCCCCAACUUCCUUGUGGAAAGAAAAUGCACGUUGAAUAUAAGCUGUCUAUAAAUAAUCAAGGCAAAGAUAAAAAACCUGAGAAAAUGUCAAAAAGAGGGUAUGCUUGGUUUAGUGCCUUAGACACUGCUUGGGGCUUCCCAUACUUCACUAAUUUGGAUGAUCCGGGAUGGAGAUGGGGUGGCUUUAUUUUUCAGGAUGCUUUGCUAAUUGAAUUGCAAAUUAUUUCCAUGUCCCUGGAUACUGCAGGAGCAGGAGAUGAGAUGGAUAUUGACUUUCCAAGACAAAUACAUGAACAAAGAUAUUUCGCUUGAUCAUCAAUAGAUGUCAACUAGUUUUAUGUUUAGACAUUGUUAUACAAACAAUUCCAAUAUUCAAUUUAGCAAUUCCCCAAAUUA
This is a messenger RNA of Theobroma cacao (cacao), 1296 nucleotides long. RefSeq lists its product as uncharacterized. Gene Ontology annotation, molecular function: protein binding. Lineage: Eukaryota; Viridiplantae; Streptophyta; Magnoliopsida; Malvales; Malvaceae. The record is from RefSeq and is a predicted model, not a curated record.